Peromyscus eremicus (cactus mouse) is the source of this 1167-nucleotide messenger RNA. It is a transcript of the gene C3H2orf68, whose product is annotated as chromosome 3 C2orf68 homolog. The coding region runs from base 76 to 576 and encodes 166 amino acids. NCBI's taxonomy places the organism in Eukaryota, Metazoa, Chordata, Mammalia, Rodentia, Cricetidae. The record is from RefSeq and is a predicted model, not a curated record. The transcript has 4 exons.
GUCGGGCUCCGCAGCUGGCGGUUUGAGUUCCGCGGCGGUUGUGGCGGUUGCUGCGGCUCUGCACCCAGGAUCCGGAUGGAGGCGGCACGGGAUCCAGGCCCGGGGCUAUGCUGCAAGCCCGGCGGGCGUCUGGACAUGAGCCACGGCUUCGUACAUCACAUCCGCCGGAACCAGAUCGCUCGGGACGACUACGACAAGAAGGUGAAGCAGGCGGCCAAGGAGAAGGCGAGGAGGCGCCACACACCCGCGCCCACUCGGCCCCGCAAGCCGGACCUACAGGUGUACCAGCCGCGCCACCGAGAUGCCUCUGCCCACCUAGUCAACCCAGACUGUGAGGAGUCCGGUGAAAGCAGCAGUAGUGGAAGCUCUGAGCUGGAGCCUCCUGGGCGCCAGCUCUUCUGUUUAGAAUAUGAGGCGGACAGUGGAGAGGUCACAUCAGUUAUUGUAUAUCAGGAUGAUGAUCCCAGAAGGGUGAGUGAGGAAGUGUCAGCACACACACCUCUGGAUCCAGCCAUGCAAGAGGCCCUCAGAUUGCGCAUCCAGGAAGAGCUCGCAAAGCGCCAGAGGCAACACUGACCGGGCUGAAGGCGUUCAGGCAGGCUUCACUGCACUUGGCAGAAUUCACCCAGGGAGCUCACCUCUAGUUUGGGGGUACCAGGACCAGUCUAUAUGAUCUUCAGGGAUCCUUGUUCUCCCUUUCCAAGCUGCUGUAUCCACAAGGGUGUUGCAGGACCACAUCUGGCCUACCUCCAGCAGCCAUUCCUUCUUGUAUAUUGGCCCAUUUGUCUGAGCUAACAUUCUGGAACUUUAUGACAGUUUUGGAUAACUUGGUAUCUUGGGAGCAGAGACUUCAGGGAGAACCAGGGCUUAUGAAGCCUUUACCCACAUGCUGCUGUCUUGAUGAGGUCCUUUGCCAGGCCCUUUCAUGAGCCAUACUUGUUAUUCUGUGGUUCUUUGAUGUUUGUGCUUUCUUCCACACAUCGUCCCUGGACUGGUUGUCACUUGUCCUUUCUCCUACCUUUUUGCCAUGGGUACACUCAUUCCCCCCACCUUCCCAACGUGACUGUUUCUCUACCACUCAGGAAUUUGGAAGUGGGGGUUCUGGGGGCCUGCCUUCCUCACAAGUUCUCCAAGUAAUUCUGAUGCCAAUAAAACAGGGGAACUUUG